This is a messenger RNA of Theobroma cacao (cacao), 3791 nucleotides long. NCBI's taxonomy places the organism in Eukaryota, Viridiplantae, Streptophyta, Magnoliopsida, Malvales, Malvaceae. The record is from RefSeq and is a predicted model, not a curated record.
ACGCACCUAGCUAGUCAUGGACACCCAUCUCUUAGGCCCUCUUCCCUUCUCUUUCUUGCAUGGCGACCCACAAGUCAUAGUUUUAUGACCCAUAGCUUGAAAGUUUUCUUUUUCUUUGAGAUAUGAGAACCCAUCACCUUACACCUUAGUGAACUUAGACUUAGAGGACCUGUUCAUAGAGAAACAUGGCUAGAACCAAUUCAAGUUGUAGUAAUUACUUGUGUAAUUAUAGUACAUUUUGAAACUCCAACCUGUUAAAAGCUUGGUGGUAUUGGUUUUUAAAGCUUAGUCGGGUGAGAAAAUAGAAUGAUAUUGACACCUCUUGCAAGGAAACAACAGUUACAAAAAGAUGAUUGAUUUAAUUAAUGGGGGUGCAGAUUUGAUAUGUCAGAUUCUUGCCUCUUUCCUAGAGAUACAACAGACAAGGGUGAGAUGAAGUGAACUUUUCCAAUCUGUUUCCAACAACAGCCCAUGUUCUAGUUUCUUAUUCAGAUAACCUUAUCAUUAUUUAUUUAUAUUUUUUUCUACUAUUUUUCUCUUAGAUUUCUGUCAUAGUCCUUGCUGCUCACCUGAUUUGCUCAUCUUGGGUGCAGAUCUGCAAGAUUACUUCUUUUUCAGUAGGCCAAAGUUUUUCAAAGGGAAAGUUUAUGCUUUGGUGGGGUUCUCAAGGGGAAAACUCAAAUACCCAGAUUGGAUCCAUUGAGGUAAAUUCAUGUUUUUGCUCCAAAAGGGUAAUGCAUGUUUUUCAAGUUGCUGAGAUAUGAAAUCUCAAAUAUUUGUGAACAUUUUGUGAUUGAAUUCUUUCUUCUGUUAAGGCUUGAUGAUAAAGGGAAUAGCUUUGAUGCAUUUCUUGGAAAUUAAAAGUAGCUUUGUGUGACAUGCUUCUGUUGUUAGUAUUGGUUGAUUCAUGCUAUUCAACUAGGAACAACCUUUUGUAAUCUUAUUUUCUCGAGAAGAAUAUAGGAGAGAGAAAAAAAAAGGGUUUCAAUUUCUUGAGGGAGUGUGAUAAUGGGGAAGGUUCAAGGCAGUAAGGUCUUGUCUUUGCUCCUUGUUAUUGUAUUUUCUGCAAGUUUUAGAAAAGGAGAAGCUCAGUCAAAGUCUUUUCUGAUAAAUUGCGGCACAAAUUCUAGUGUCAAUGUGGAUGGUAGAAAAUGGGUUGGCGACUUGUCCCCUGAUAAUAAUCUCACCCUUAGUUCUCCUGGGGUUGUUUCCACUACUUCUACACUAAGUGGUGAUUCAAUCUUUGCCCCUCUCUAUAAAUCUGCCCGCCUUUUCAGUGAUGAGUUGAAUUACACGUUUAAUGGAAUCCAGGGGAACUAUUUCUUGAGGCUUCAUUUCUGUCCCUUCUCCUUUGAGGACCACAAUGUAAAUGAAUCUUCUUUCGAUGUUGUGGCAAAUGGUCUGAAACUCUUAGAACAAUUUAAUGUUGCUGGUGAGAUUGCACACAAGAACUUGUACCUCCAAGGUACGGGAACCAAUUUCAGCUCGUUCUCCUUGGUUAAAGAGUAUAUUUUACCUAUUAAUUUGGAUAUGCUUGUGAUUGAGUUCACCCCAACAAAAGGAUCGUUUGGAUUCAUUAAUGCCAUGGAGAUGGUCCCUGUAGCCGAUAAGCUUUUUGCAGAUUCAGUCAGUAAAGUGGGUGGAAAUGAUGCAAAUCUGAAUCUAAGUGGAAGGGGAAUUGAAACUAUGUAUAGGUUGAAUGUUGGGGGUCCUGAGAUUAAUGCCAGUCAAGAUUCAGAUUAUUGGAGAACAUGGGAUGUGGAUUCUGGCUAUAUGAUCACAGCAAAUGCAGGUUUUGAAAUACAAAACAGUUCUAAUAUUACCUAUGCUUCUGCAAAUGAUUCUUCAGUGGCUCCUCUCCUUGUGUAUGAAACAGCAAGAAGCAUGUCCAACACCGAUGUGUCGGAGAAAAGGAUCAAUAUGUCAUGGAGGUUUGAAGUGGAUCCUGAUUUUGAUUACUUAGUCCGCUUACACUUCUGUGAGCUGGUUUAUGAUAAGCCGAGCCAGAGGAUUUUCAGAAUCUACAUAAAUAACCGGACUGCAGCAAAUAAUUUUGACCUUUUUGUCAAGGCAGGUGGAAUAAAUAAAGCUUAUCAUCAGGAUUACUUUGAUGCGGUUUCUUCAAAAAUCAACAUCCUUUGGAUUCAACUGGGUCCUGACACUGCAGCUGGUGCUUCAGGCACUGAUGCUCUGUUGAACGGGCUGGAGAUUUUCAAGCUUAGCCGAAAUGGAAAUCUUGCCCACGUGCAGAUAUAUGAUUCAACUGGGAAUUCAACUCACACUUCCAAAUCUUGGAUUCUUUGGGUGGGAAUUGGUGCAGGUGUAGCUUCUGUUGCCAUUCUUGCAGCUGCUGGUACAUUUUUGUUUUGUUUCUGCAAAAAACAACGAAGAGAAUCGGGUGACAUGAAAAACAACACUCCUGGAUGGCGACCAUUGUUCCUUCAUGGGUCCAUUUUAAAUAGCACUGCUAAUGCCAAGGGAUCAUCUAGACUUCAAAAUAUAAAUGGAUCUAUUGCCUCCACUGGAGUUGGCAAGCAAUUUACACUUGCAGAGAUUCGGACAGCAACAAAUAAUUUUGAUGAAAGUUUAGUGAUUGGUGUAGGGGGCUUUGGUAAAGUAUUCAAAGGGGAGAUUGAAGAUGGCACCCUUGCAGCGAUAAAGCGGGCAAAUCCACAAUCCGAGCAAGGGCUUACUGAAUUUCAUACUGAGAUUGAGAUGCUUUCCAAGCUUAGACAUAGGCACUUGGUUUCCUUGAUUGGAUUCUGUGAUGAACAAAAUGAGAUGAUCUUGGUCUAUGAAUACAUGGCAAAUGGGACUCUUAGAAGUCAUCUGUUUGGAAAUGAUGUCCCACCAUUGACUUGGAAGCAGCGAUUGGAAGCAUGCAUUGGUGCUGCUCGGGGACUGCACUACCUUCAUACAGGAGCAGAGCGGGGAAUUAUUCACAGGGAUGUUAAAACAACCAACAUUUUGUUGGACCAAAAUUUUGUGGCAAAAAUGUCAGAUUUCGGGCUGUCAAGAACUGGUCCUUCUCUGGAGCAUACCCAUGUUAGUACUGCAGUGAAAGGGAGCUUCGGAUAUCUUGACCCUGAGUAUUUCCGGAGGCAGCAGUUGACAGAGAAAUCUGAUGUCUACUCAUUCGGUGUGGUGUUGUUUGAAGUUGUUUGUGCUCGUGCUGUUAUAAAUCCUAGCUUGCCAAAAGACCAGAUAAAUCUUGCAGAGUGGGCAAUGAGGUGGCAGAGACAAAGGUCACUCGAAACCAUUGUUGACCCACAUCUCAGGGGAAAAUAUUCUCCAGAGUCAAUGGAGAAGUUUGGAGAGAUCGCAGAAAAAUGUCUUGCGGAUGAGGGGAAGAACCGGCCUACCAUGGGGGAAGUUUUAUGGCACUUGGAGUAUGUCUUGCAGCUUCAUCAAGCAUGGAUCCGUGCCAACACUAUGGACAAUUCCUUUUCAAGCAGUCAGGCCUUGGGGGAUCUAGAAGAGAGAGAAGCUGAAAAUAGGCAACAUGAUGGAAAUUCUGGUUCAGGGGAAUCCAAACCAGAAGCUAUAUAGGUGGAUCUGAUGGUGAGCUUGCCUGAUGACUGUUCAAGAGCAGUAACUGUAUUCCUUUACAAUAUCAUACUAGUAGCUUAAAAUUCUUUUAUUUUUGUUGUAUUAAACUCGAAGUUUGCUGGCGUAAGAUCCCUACUAACCCUGCAGUAAGGGGAGCCAAAUAUGGGAAAAUCAUGAUAAUGUUUCAUUUGACUAUGAUGAAAUGAUCAAGAUGCUGAUUUGUAUCGUCUUUUUUUCCUGAA